Messenger RNA from Phodopus roborovskii (desert hamster), 2030 nucleotides. It is a transcript of the gene Hspb6, whose product is annotated as heat shock protein family B (small) member 6. The transcript is spliced from 3 exons. Bases 745 to 1233 code for a protein of 162 amino acids. Lineage: Eukaryota; Metazoa; Chordata; Mammalia; Rodentia; Cricetidae. Gene Ontology annotation, biological process: response to heat; protein refolding. Gene Ontology annotation, molecular function: structural constituent of eye lens; protein folding chaperone. The record is from RefSeq and is a predicted model, not a curated record.
CUAACCGGGGGCGUCUGUCUUCGCUCUGCCAUCGGUUGGGCCGGCAAACCCGUCCUGAUGGUCACCUUAACCACUUUCCUCUUGCUACUGAGCAGCUGGUGUCACUCCUUGCCAGGCCCGGGCUCCUGGCCCAAGCAGAGGGAUCAAAACGAGCUAUUUCUGGCCCCGGCGCGCAGCCCCUGGGGGCCAACCUGGAGUGUCCACGCUCACGCCCCCCUGGCCGCUGAGCACCCGAGGCUGAGUCACAGGCACAGAAUUAGGCCCGACCUACUCUGCGGUAGGGUCUGUUCUGUGUCCUCCUGACAGCCUGGCGCGGCUGCAGCAUUCUCCAGGAAUCUGUAACCAAAACUAGUGCGUCAUCCUCACAGUUGCCAGCCUGGUGGAGAUGGAUUAAGAGGACGGAGCGCUCUUUGGUGGACUUCUCGGGCCCGGGUUCCCAACUGCCACAGUGCUUCGCCACACCUAUAAGGGUCUGCCUCCUAAGCCUUAGCUUCCCCCUUCUAGAAAUGGAAAAGGCUUAAUAAUGACAGUGCCGUGGUGUCCUUUUCCAGGCACCCAGCAGGCGUUUACUAACUAGCCAAGUCAUUAUUGAAGUUUCUAAAUAAGGCAUGCCAAUGGCCGGGUCUGGCCUCAAUCCCAGUGUCCCUGGGAGGCCCGCCGCGGGCGCCGCACUGGGCACAGUAUAAAUCGGAGAGUGCGGGUGUUUGGGCACUGCGGAGCCCAGGGUGGCAGCGGAGGGGCGGAAUGGAGAUCCCCGUGCCUGUGCAGCCUUCUUGGCUGCGCCGCGCUUCAGCUCCCUUACCGGGUUUUUCUGCUCCGGGACGCCUCUUUGACCAGCGUUUCGGCGAGGGGCUGCUUGAGGCUGAACUGGCCUCACUGUGCCCUGCCACGAUCGCCCCCUACUAUCUGCGCGCCCCCAGUGUGGCACUGCCCACAGCACAGGUGCCCGCGGACCCUGGGUAUUUUUCCGUGCUGCUGGAUGUGAAGCAUUUCUCACCAGAGGAAAUCUCUGUCAAGGUGGUUGGCGGCCAUGUGGAGGUCCACGCUCGACAUGAGGAGCGCCCGGAUGAACAUGGAUUCAUUGCUCGAGAGUUCCACCGCCGCUACCUCCUGCCUCCAGGUGUGGACCCUGCUGCUGUGACCUCGGCACUGUCUCCCGAGGGUGUCCUGUCCAUCCAGGCCACACCAGUAUCUGCCCAGGCCCCGCUUCCAUCACCACCUGCUGCCAAGUAGGGGUCCCGGCAUUACAGGACCGAACCUGAGAAGCCUUUUAAGGCUCCCUUUUAAAAGCCUAUCUGACUCCGCUGCCCAGCCAGAUGUCCCAAUCGCUGUCAAGACAGUCCCUCCCUAUCUAGAUGCCAUCCCCUAGGACCUUUCCACCCAAAACCCUACCUGCGCCUUAGUAACCAAGACACCGUCCCUAAGCCUGACGAUCACACCCCCCUGGCUUUCAGGCCCUGCCCAUGCACCUCUCUAGGAACAACACAAACACUAUUACUACCUUGGCCUGCGCGCCUGCCUGACUGACCCCUUUGGGCUUAUCCCACCACCCAGGCCCUCCUACUGUACGUCUACACUGUAGACCGUGGGCACCGUGAUUUCAGAGUACAAUGUAGAUAGUACCUCCUCCGCUCCCGGCCUCACCUAGUUCCCCACAACGACUCGUGAGCUAGCCAGUGUGACCCAGACUACAUGGGCCCACAGCAGUACACUCUAGAUCCUGUCCCUGCAUCCUAACCUUCCUCUGCCCCAGGCCAUUUUCUGACUUCAGACUCCAGGAGCCUAAGUUCCUGAAUCCUGUUCCUGACUUUCCAAUCCUUGGAAGUCUAUUCCCAACCAACUAGGACCUCCAAACUCAAACUGCAUAGAUAGGCCUAACUUUGCCAGAUGUGCUAGGCCAAUGAACCAGAACCCUCAAGUUCCUUUGUCCUGGCCCUCAUCUGCAGCCACCUCCGGUCAGUCACACCUUCAUUCCCUGUCACCUCAUGCCCUUCCUACAAUCAGUCCCCAAUAAACGUGCAAGAGAUUCA